ACGCAGGCGAAGCGGGUCCAGCUCGAGCACAACAACCUCUCCGCGCUGCCGCGGGCCAUCGGGAGCCUGACGUUCAUGCUCAAGCUCGACGUGUCCCACAACAUGCUCGAGACGCUGCCCAAGGCCAUCGGCAAGUGCACGCGGCUCCGGGUCCUCUACGUCGACCACAACAAGCUCGAGGAGCUGCCCAAGGAGGUCGGCAACCUCUUCUUCCUCGAGGAGCUCAACGCCGAGUACAACCGAUUGAUCACGGUGCCGUCGACGCUCGGCGGUCUGGUCGCGCUCCAUAGCAUCCGCCUCAAGCACAACAAGCUCGAGAUGCUGCCCUACGAGAUCGGCGGCCUCGAGACGCUGGACGUCCUGGACUGCUCGGAGAACGACAAGCUCCACAUGGUCCCCGAGGAGCUC
Aureococcus anophagefferens is the source of this 408-nucleotide messenger RNA. RefSeq lists its product as hypothetical. The transcript is spliced from 3 exons. The annotation marks the transcript as partial. NCBI's taxonomy places the organism in Eukaryota, Pelagophyceae, Pelagomonadales, Pelagomonadaceae. The record is from RefSeq and is a predicted model, not a curated record. Gene Ontology annotation, molecular function: protein binding.